Messenger RNA from Orbicella faveolata, 970 nucleotides. RefSeq names its product high-affinity lysophosphatidic acid receptor-like. The record is from RefSeq and is a predicted model, not a curated record. Lineage: Eukaryota; Metazoa; Cnidaria; Anthozoa; Scleractinia; Merulinidae.
CGCCAUGAACGUGACUGAAUCUAAGGAGGGAUCCUUGAUUAAAAUGUGUCCCAUGAACGAGAUGGUUUGGAAGCAGGAAUACCAAGUGGAAAAGAUUGCCUUGGCCAUGACAGCAAUAAUCCUGAACAUCCUAAGCUUUCCUGUGACGAUCCUGAUGAAUGCGCUGGUGAUAAUGGCGGUAAAGACAAGACCCAGAUUACAAAGCAAAUAUAACAUUUUGCUGGCCUGUUUGGCGGGAACGGACCUGUUAGUAGGAGCCGCUUCACAGCCGACUUUCAUUGCGGGACAGAUUUAUGUCAUGAAAGGUUUUUCUUUGACUGAAUAUUGCCGAUACCGUAAGGAAGCCAAUAUCAUUUACAUAAUUCCAAUUCUUGCAUCUCUGUAUCAUUUGACACUUAUUAGUGUGGAACGGUUUGUAGCCAUGAAGUACACCUUGCGAUAUGUGACAAUUGUCACGGGGCUUCGUUUUAAAAUAGCCGUUGUUAGUUCCUGGGUCAUGGCAUGUUGCCCAGCUAUUCUGCAAAGCCUUUCUGAAGAGUUUGAAAUCAUUAUCAGGGUAGCAAAUACUUUGUUGGGAUGUUUCAGCCUUUCGCUGCUACUUUACUGUCAUUUUUCGGUUUACUUUGUAACUCGCCGUCACGAGGAACGAAUCAAAUGUGAACAAGUUUCACCACAAGCCGCUGCUGACUUUGCAAAGCAAAAGAAAGCUCUGAAAACUACCAGGAUAAUUACAAUGACUUUGCUUGUGUGUUUUUUGCCGGCGAAUGUGCAUUAUUUCUUUUUGCCCAUCUAUUUUAAGAGCAGUAGUUACAUUGUAAACGUAAUAGUUUUGUCCCAGCCCGUUCUCGUAUCGGUUCUCUGGUUUAAUUCUCUGUGCAAUCCGAUCAUAUAUUGCUAUAGAAAUAAGAAGUUUCGAAAGACAUGUAAAGAGCUACUUAAAAUGAAGUGCACAAACUUUAAGGAGGAAUAA